Molecule: messenger RNA, 2557 nt
Organism: Fukomys damarensis (Damara mole-rat)
Lineage: Eukaryota; Metazoa; Chordata; Mammalia; Rodentia; Bathyergidae
Gene: Hdhd5
Product: haloacid dehalogenase like hydrolase domain containing 5
Exons: 11
Coding region: 1-1806 (601 amino acids)
Biological process (GO): glycerophospholipid biosynthetic process
Cellular component (GO): mitochondrion
Source: RefSeq, a predicted model, not a curated record
AUGGGCUUGCUGAAGCUGCCCUCGCCUCACCCGCUGCUGCACUCAUGGCGCAGGUGUGGAUCCAGCCCUCGCACUGCAGGGACAGGGAGCUCAGCCCUUCCAGAGAUGGACCCAGCUCUGCACGAGUCUCCACGGACUGAACUCUCAGUUCUCAAUGACCAAAGUCCAGUGUCCUUAUCUGUUGCGCUCAGCGAUGCAAAACAGGCGUUUGCUGAGUUCGCUGACAAUGCGGACAGGUGCUUUCAGCCUUGUAAAAAGUCUACUUGGAUCGCUCAAUGGAGAUUCCCCAGCGCCCAGCCCCGGAGCCUCCGAGGGUCAGGGAGCCGGGACUUCGGCCUGAUCGUUCCGGAAGUCAGCAGGUACGGCACAGGCGCCUGCACACCAUCUGCUGUGCACACCAGCCUGCUGACCUCAAGUGUUCAGUCUCCUGAACGUGGGGACCUUGAGACUCUCGGCCGGGCCGGGACGGAAGGGGCCGCCGGCCAGGCCACUGAAGCAUCCUGGCCUCUUCAGGAAAUCACGGGGCGCAGCGUCCGGCUACCUCACAGGCGGCCUGGACGAAAAUCACUGCACGUGGAGAGCGAGCGACACUACCCAACCCUCAUCGGAUGUUGCUUGGCGCUUUGCUGCACGUCAGCCUCGUCCCCAAAGUUUCUCCACGUUUUGUGCUUACUUUGCCCCAGCCCGCCUACCUUUGGGUUCCUGUUGGACAUUGAUGGAGUGCUGGUGCGGGGCCACAAAGUCAUACCAGCUGCUCUGGAAGCAUUUCACAGGCUGACGAACACUCAGGGCCAGUUGCGGGUGCCUGUGGUUUUUGUCACAAAUGCUGGGAACAUCUUACAACACAGAAAAGCCCAGGAGCUGUCAGACCUGCUGGGGUGCAAGGUGGAGCCAGACCAGGUCAUUCUCUCUCACAGCCCCAUGAAGCUCUUUUCACAGUACCAUGACAAGUGGAUGCUGGUGUCUGGGCAGGGACCCGUGGUGGAGAAUGCCCGAGCCCUGUGCUUCCGGAAUGUAGUUACUGUGGAGGAGCUGCGGACAGCCUUCCCUGUGCUGGACAUGGUGGAUCUCGAGCGGCGGCCGACAGCCACGCCCCUUCUGAGGAGUGACUUCCCCACCAUUGAAGGUGUGCUCCUCCUCGGGGAGCCAGUCCGCUGGGAGACCAGCCUGCAGCUGAUCGUGGAUGUGCUCCUCAGCGAUGGGAACCCUGGCACUGGCCUGGCAACAGCACCCUAUCCACACCUCCCUGUCCUGGCCAGCAACAUGGAUCUUCUUUGGAUGGCUGAGGCCAAGAUGCCCAGGUUUGGCCACGGCACCUUUCUUCUUUGCCUGGAAGCUAUCUACCGGAAAAUGACCGGAAAGGAACUGCGAUAUGAGGGCCUGAUGGGCAAACCCAGCCUGCUCACCUAUCAGUAUGCAGAGGAGCUGAUCAGGCAGCAGGCGGAGAGGCGGGGCUGGACCACCCCCAUCCAGAAGCUGUAUGCUGUUGGUGAUAAUCCUAUGUCUGAUGUCUAUGGGGCCAACCUGUUCCACCAGUACCUGCAGAUGGCAGAGCGUGGUGUGCGGGCAGAGCAGCAAGGGGCUGGCGGCCUACAGAAGCAGCCACCCUCCGCCACCCAGAGCUGUACUUCCAUCCUGGUGCGCACCGGCGUGUACCGUCCUGGGGAGCCUGGGUCUGGGGAGCUACCGUUCCAUGGCCACCGGGAUUUCGGCUGCAGUCCGGGGCUCCUGCAGGCGGCCCACGUGGUGAAUGAUGUGCACGAGGCUAUGCAGCUGGCUUUCCAUGAGGAGGGCUGGGCAUGGUAGUAGAGUGUGCUGGAUCCUGCAUGCUGCCUUUUGGCCACAGAAAUGUUUCCUGGGGCCGCAUUUCCUGUGGAACUUGUGACUUCCAGCUCGAUUCUUGUGUUCAUCUCCUGGCAGUCUAACCUCAGGCUGGCCCCUAUACCUCUGUGCCUCAGUUUCCUCCUUUCAGCAGGGAUGCCUGCAGAAAGGGAGGCAGUGUGGGGUAGUGUGCAGGUCCCACAGAGCUGUUGCUCUUGGGGAGCCACUGCAUGGCAGCAGGUGUGUAACCGAGUCUCUCAUGCUAGUUUUCACUGUGUGUUAGGUUAUUGCCCAGAAAUUGUGGGCUUAUUUUUUUAAAUUAAAAUGACUAAUAAAUAUUCUUUAUGGAAUCUCUUGAGAAGCUCUGUCUGGAAUAUACUGAAAGUCCUGGGAGGAGCAGCUACUGCGUGAUGGUAUAUACAUGGGAAGGCUCUGGAGGCAGGGAGAGGUGGCAUUUCAGCCCAGAAGAUGUGGCAUCUCCCUUUCUGCCACUCUUCCUCCUCCCACCUCUAAUAAACCCACAGCCAGCCUGGGCUGUGAAGCCAGAAUCUGUCUAAAAAUGAGUUAUGCCUGGCUUUGGCAUAUGCUUAGCAGCCUCCCUGGUGUAGAGAAGAAAAAGGAUAUUGUUUGUGGUCUGUUUUAGAGAAGGGAGUUCUCCAUCUGGUUGUAAUGAUGCAUGCCUGUAAUCCCAGCCCAUGGAAGGCUGAGGCUGGAGAAUCUUGAGUUCAAGGUCAGC